AUGGCAUUCAAGGCUGUGGCUUUCUGCGUGUUUGCAGUUUUGGUUCAGCAGUCUCUAGCUGGGCCGUAUUACCGACCAAAAUCUAGUGGUCAAGUGAUUGUCAAAGAUAUUGAUGAAAUCGAAGAGAUAUCUUAUAAGCCCAUCAAAAGUUACUCAAGCAACUGCGUGUCUAUCGAUAUCCCGAACAAUGGAGGGGCCCUGGCUAUUACCAGCAUCGGUGCCAUCGCACCCUCCGGCAUCGCCGUCGCCACGGACCUGGGCCUCGCCGGAGACCUGGUGCUCUCCGGCGAGCUGCCGUACCUAAGCGCGGUGGCGUUCGAGGGCAACUUCGACACCAGCGGCGCCGUGCCGGUGGCGUACGGCUGUGGGGACUGUGUCGCCAUCACGCAGGAGCUCGGCAACCCGAGCGGCGUCAACGCUAACCUCAACUCUGGCUCGUCCAAGAUUAUCAGCUGCGGUUAUGACAAAUACUAAAAAAACA
Molecule: messenger RNA, 481 nt
Organism: Cydia amplana
Lineage: Eukaryota; Metazoa; Arthropoda; Insecta; Lepidoptera; Tortricidae
Product: chorion class CB protein M5H4-like
Exons: 2
Coding region: 1-474 (157 amino acids)
Biological process (GO): chorion-containing eggshell formation; multicellular organism development
Cellular component (GO): egg chorion
Molecular function (GO): structural constituent of egg chorion
Source: RefSeq, a predicted model, not a curated record